Trypanosoma cruzi is the source of this 1543-nucleotide messenger RNA. RefSeq lists its product as uncharacterized. The transcript has a single exon. The record is from RefSeq and is a predicted model, not a curated record. The annotation marks the transcript as partial. NCBI's taxonomy places the organism in Eukaryota, Euglenozoa, Kinetoplastea, Trypanosomatida, Trypanosomatidae.
AUGUUUUACCAUGGGUCGCACCCAGAACAUCCCCUGCGGACGUUGAAGAACCCAAAGGCUGGUGUGUUGUGUUCCAUAUGUAAAGCAUGUGCUCAUCCCUCCAUGGCGGAAUGGUGCUUUUGCAUGCAGGCUGGGUGCGGCUAUAUUCUUUGUUGUAAAUGCUCUGAAAUUGAAGAACAGUUAUUUGAUAUUCCGCAGGUUAUCACACGGAACCCGGUAUUACCGCAUGAAGACAUGAGUGUUUGUCUGCGCACACGUCCGCGCAGCAAUGCCCAUGUGUUAUGUCCGCUUUACCCCGGUCGUCUGAUGAUUGCCGUUUCCAGCGCCAAAGGCACCCUCGAUGCAAACGAAGCCUACUAUCGAUUAAGGAAGGGUGGAUGGGUCAACGCCGCUCAUGUUGUGCGUGUCCUUCCAUCGCAGCAGCUGAUCGAGGAGCUUGCCAAAACCCAUUUGCGGGCUGAGGAGCAUCAUUCCCAUGAAUUUAUGGCCUUGGAGGAAAUUCUUCUUUGCAUUGAUGAGAGUUUUCGGCUGAUGGAUGAGCGCUCUCCGUAUGGCACCGUCAUGGCAUCACUGACUUUUUUUCCGCUGCUGCAAUAUUCCUCCAGUCUGCACUUGAUCUCGUCUGAGGAGCGCACUGUUGUUGUCCGUGCAUCGCUGGGGUUUAUUCACUACCUCUUUCAUUUUGUGCUAGAGGAGGUUAGCCAGUGGAUGAAUAAUGUGGAUCAUAGAGUAAAGACGACGGCGCUCACACUCUACGUAGAGCUCCUAGGGAAGUCGCUUCUUGUUGCACGUGACGUGGCGGAAUCCCAAAUUGUGGCACUCCCUUCCGAACUUGGCCCACUGAUAACACGGACCGCUGCGGUGGUACUGGAGAUCCUGCCAAUUGUUGAGUGUGGGACAGCGCCAUUUGGAGGAGCCACGGUCUCGCUGCGCGCACCAUCCAUCGCCACUCGACAGGUGGACUUGGCAGAAGAACAGGCACGGCUCUUUGUUUGUUGCUGCAAUAUGGUAGAAACGACGGGAUGGUUGUUGUUGCAUACACCCACGUUUACAUACGACCUCAAAUGCCUUCGUCCUCUCCGUGUAGCCGUCUCUAUCGUUCCCAAUUCGGAGAGCCUUGAACGCAUGCUUUGUCAAGUUGUCAACAACGCUCUGGAGAAAAUGCCCUCGCUACGGAGGCGAGUCCAUGACCUGGACGUUAUAGAAGUAGCCAUUUCGCUUGCCGGGCGGGCGACGUGUGCGGAGAGUCAAAUGGCGGUGUUCAGGCUUAUCUCUGCCAUUGCUCACAACUCGCCGCGCAACAUCUCGCAAUCAGCGUCGCUUGUCAUUGCCCCAUUGAUUCAGCUAGCCAUGAAGGCCUGGAACACUGUAGUAGCCAAUGCGGCAUUUGACUGCUUUGCAGAAUUAGCCUACAAUGACCCACGAGUGGAUGGUUUUCGAAGUGACUCGCAGAGCGAAGAACUUAUGCUUCCAGUGUGUUCUGCAGCACUCCAUCCGCAAGAAGCGCCAUAUCAGAUGGCGAAUUUCUAUGAAGUUGGGGAUC